UUGUUCGCCCUUGGAAGAGAGGCAAAGGCGGUAUUUACACUUUCACAUUUUGGCAACAAACGACAGCUGUGGGCGACGUUGAUGAUAGAACCUUCGUCAUCGCCUUUGCAACAAAUUCAUAGAAAACUGCAGUGCAAUCUCAAAACAGGUGGUCGGCAGAAGCACAACAAAUCAAUAGACAAUAACGCAACGAUGACAACAAUUACAACAACGGAGGAGCUGACAACAAGUGAUCGAGAAAAUAAAAAUAAACUUUCGCUACGCUAUUUAGCUGCUUUUGAUUUUGACUAUACAGUGGUGGCCCAGAAUACUGAUACGAUUAUACGUGACUUAUUGCCUGCCAAAGAAAACACUAAAGAGUUGCACAGUAUCAUUGAAACAAAAGGAUGGACCGAUUAUAUGGCAGAAGUUUUCCGUUUAUUGCAUUCACAUGGAAUUAAAUCUUAUGAUAUUAUCGAGGGUAUUAAAAAGAUACCUGAAGUGCCGGGUUUUGUACGUCUGCUGAAACGUUUAAGACAAAAUCACAAUUUCGAUUUGAUUAUCAUUAGCGAUUCGAAUACGAUUUUUAUUAACGAAUGGCUAAAAUAUCACGGUUUGGAGGACAAGAUCAAUCGUGUAUUUACUAAUCCUGCCCAUUUCAAUGAAGCAGGGCAAUUAAUAAUUAAACCGUAUCAUCAUCAAACUGAAUGCCGCAUGAGUGCUGUUAAUUUGUGUAAAGGUAAGGUGUUGGAACAUUUUUUAAUCGAACAAAAUCUACGCGAGAACAUAAGCUACGACCGUGUGGUAUAUGUGGGAGAUGGGAAUAAUGAUAUCUGCCCUGUUAUACGUUUAAGACUUCAAGAUAUCGCUUGUGCUCGGCAGGGCUACUCAAUGGAAAAGAAUUUAGCUAAGAAUCGUACUAAAAUCAAAGUUAGAGCUGAACUUCUACUCUGGAAGACUGGAUUCGACCUCUUGGAUCAAUUAGAGAAGCGUCUGGCGAAAUAUGCUAAACUAGCAGAAACAUUACCGCCAACUGAUUAAUGGAAGUAUAAAAUGAAAUUAAAUAUUUAAAUUAAAGUUAUUGUCUCGAAAUGUGGAAGCUCCUCUCCUGUAAAGCUUUACAAAAAAAAAUUCACCGCAUGCGUCCUCAUUUUCCAAUUGUUCUGCACAUAUUGCUAUACAUUUGUUAAGCCCCUUUCAAUCCUAUGAAAUUUGUAAAUAUUUGCUUAUAAAAAUAGUUGUAAAUAUAUUUAAA
This is a messenger RNA of Glossina fuscipes, 1234 nucleotides long. RefSeq names its product pyridoxal phosphate phosphatase PHOSPHO2. Lineage: Eukaryota; Metazoa; Arthropoda; Insecta; Diptera; Glossinidae. The transcript has a single exon. The record is from RefSeq and is a predicted model, not a curated record. Gene Ontology annotation, molecular function: phosphatase activity. Bases 82 to 1020 code for a protein of 312 amino acids.